AUGUUUUUGGAGAAAAGAUACUGCGGAAAUAAAUCUAUACAAAUACCAAAAUAUACACAGUUAGCAAAUUACCAUCAAAAGGUAAUUGAUCAUUAUGAAAAUCCUCGCAAUGUUGGAAGCUUAGAUACAAAAGAUCCAAAUGUUGGAACAGGAAUUGUUGGAGCUCCAGCUUGUGGUGAUGUUAUGAAAUUACAAAUAAAAGUUGAUGAUAAUGGUAAAAUUGUAGAGGCUAAAUUUAAAACAUUUGGAUGUGGAAGUGCUAUUGCUAGUAGUAGUUUAGCCACAGAAUGGAUUCAAGGUAAAACUACAGAAUAUGCUAGUAAAAUUAAAAACGAUCAAAUUGCUAAAGAACUUUCUCUACCACCUGUUAAACUUCAUUGUUCUAUGCUUGCACAGGAUGCCAUUCAGGCAGCUUUAAAUGAUUAUAAAAAAAAGCAAGAAAUGAAAAACACACAAUAA
Messenger RNA from Strongyloides ratti, 459 nucleotides. Its product is annotated as Iron-sulfur cluster assembly enzyme ISCU, mitochondrial. The transcript has 3 exons. NCBI's taxonomy places the organism in Eukaryota, Metazoa, Nematoda, Chromadorea, Rhabditida, Strongyloididae. The record is from RefSeq and is a predicted model, not a curated record. Gene Ontology annotation, biological process: intracellular iron ion homeostasis; iron-sulfur cluster assembly. Gene Ontology annotation, molecular function: 2 iron, 2 sulfur cluster binding; ferrous iron binding. The coding region runs from base 1 to 459 and encodes 152 amino acids. Gene Ontology annotation, cellular component: cytoplasm; mitochondrial matrix.